Messenger RNA from Trichoderma atroviride IMI 206040, 462 nucleotides. RefSeq lists its product as uncharacterized. Gene Ontology annotation, biological process: proton motive force-driven mitochondrial ATP synthesis. Gene Ontology annotation, cellular component: mitochondrial inner membrane. The record is from RefSeq and is a predicted model, not a curated record. Lineage: Eukaryota; Fungi; Ascomycota; Sordariomycetes; Hypocreales; Hypocreaceae. Gene Ontology annotation, molecular function: proton-transporting ATP synthase activity, rotational mechanism.
UCGCCGUCCAAUCCAUCCCUCCGCCAAGAUGACUGCUGCGUGGAAAGCUGCCGGUUUGACCUACAACCGCUUCCUGGCCGUUUCGGCCCGCGCCAUUCGACGAAGCCUCAAGGAGGACAAGCGAAUUGUUGCUGAGCGCCGUGCUACUUCCGAGCUGCGAUUUGCUCCCUGGAAGAACGGCAAGGCCGGCGAGACCCGAGACCUCAACGCUGCCAACGCUGCUGCCAUUGCCGAGAACGCCUCCUCUUAAAAUGGAUGUCUGAGAAGAAAAAAAACUCGAGUGGAUGAGACGGGGGUGGAGUGAUCUUACAAUAGACGGUGGGAAACGAUAUGAGAAGAGCCAUGCAAAUGGGUUAGAACUCCAUAUUGCUAGCGUUGUAAAAUAAAUAACUGCUGCAAUACACCAAUAUAUUAUGGCAAUUGAAUUAUGGUAUCCGGCCAUAGGAGCAUUUUCUGGGUCAA